Radiomyces spectabilis is the source of this 873-nucleotide messenger RNA. RefSeq lists its product as uncharacterized. The transcript is spliced from 4 exons. The record is from RefSeq and is a predicted model, not a curated record. Lineage: Eukaryota; Fungi; Mucoromycota; Mucoromycetes; Mucorales; Radiomycetaceae. Bases 27 to 800 code for a protein of 257 amino acids.
GGGAUUUUCAAUAAAUGUGGUGAUGGAUGAUAUUUUUUUUUUGUUUCGUUUUACUAGAGAGGUAUGCUGCACGAAGCAGGCAUCCUUCUGUGCAACGCCUGACACUGCCGCAAUUGUAUACCUUCUACAAUUUAGAAUAUUCGCGCAACAACACAGGCGAUGGUGUGAAUGACGAAGAUCAAGACAACGAUGACGAUGAAAAUGAUGAUGAUGAAGAACAGGAACGCCCAAACAGAAGUCGCCAGAGACGUUUAAAUACAGCCUUGGUAAAUGUACCAUAUCACAAUGAAGCAUUACCAAGGACGUUUAUGGACAACUUUGGUGGAACCUGGCGGCUACGGCUGAAAAAAAUACCUCUUUGGCGUACACGUUCUCUCCAGCCUAGUGCUGGAGACGUGUACUUUUUCCAACAAAUUGCAAUCAACUAUGCAUGUCCGAGUAUUGCGGACUUUACUCGGCAGUUCCCAACAGUCAGAGAUGCAUAUUAUGCCUUGGUGGAGCGCGGGGAUAUUGAAUUGGCAGAAGCACUCCAAGGAUAUGUUCAUUAUGCUGACGAUUCGGAUAACCUGGAGGAGUUAGCUGAAUCAACUACGGAGCGUCUGGAACGGCAAAAGUUGACGUUGACGGAUGAACAAUGUGCAGCAUAUGACAUGGUGGUCAACAGCAUCGAGGGACGUAGACCCUGCGUGGUUUUGGGAGGUGCCGGUUGUGGAAAAUCGUACUUGCUACGCGUCGUGGAAUUACAAUACAUACACGCACACCAGAAAAGAAGAGGAAAUAAAUUGAUCUUGUUGUGGUAGGUUGUCAAGCUCGCCUUAACUGGCAUUGCGGCUCAUAACAUUGGUGGACAGACAAUUCACCGUUACUUUGGAA